AUGAAUAUAUUACCUAAGAAUUAUACUUUAAAGCCCGAUUUGGGUGCGCCAGCAGCAGGGGUUGCCACUGUGAAUGGUUGUGAUUAUACUGGCCUGCUAGUCCUGGCUAGAAUCCCGCUGGGGUCGUAUCAAGAAAUAGAUGAUACCGUACUUGAAACACUUAUAAUUAACUAUGAUUUCAGACUCAGAUCCGAAUUGAUUGGACUGAUACCAUCUUUAUUCUGUGGUGCAUUGCUUCAUGAUUGCAUCACUUUACUGAUUAUUACUUGUGAAGUGUACAGUCGCCACUCUUCGGUGGAUAUUCACUCUGAGUCAGCUGAAUUCUCUGUUCCUGGGGAGUCCUCCAGAUACAAAAAUCGCAUGUCUUGUACAACAUAUGAAAGAUCGGACGGAGGUGCUAUAAAAUUGAAGCUUAUCAUUGGAACGAAAACCAUCAACCUUCUAAUUACUUGCUCUGCUGAAAUAUCAACUGAACCAAAAAUCAACAUCGGACCAGGUGUAGAGUUUGGCCACGGUUCAAUUACAGACUCAAAUUGCAAAAUAUACUUGAUGAAUUUAAAAGUUGAAGAAUUUUUGAAAAUGUUUGAGACCUUACACAUCAAUUAA
Mucor mucedo is the source of this 606-nucleotide messenger RNA. RefSeq lists its product as uncharacterized. The transcript has 3 exons. The record is from RefSeq and is a predicted model, not a curated record. The coding region runs from base 1 to 606 and encodes 201 amino acids. NCBI's taxonomy places the organism in Eukaryota, Fungi, Mucoromycota, Mucoromycetes, Mucorales, Mucoraceae.